Messenger RNA from Emericellopsis cladophorae, 1377 nucleotides. RefSeq lists its product as uncharacterized. The transcript has a single exon. Lineage: Eukaryota; Fungi; Ascomycota; Sordariomycetes; Hypocreales; Bionectriaceae. The coding region runs from base 1 to 1377 and encodes 458 amino acids. The record is from RefSeq and is a predicted model, not a curated record.
AUGACCCCUACAGAACAGGAUGUUGAGAUACUCGUUCAUGUGGAUGCUCCCAGUCUAGUCGCCGAUGAUGCGCGCUAUCGCCAACUGGCAGAUGCCUAUCUCAGCUAUCGGCCCGACCGACGUGACCCGGUUCCGCUUCACGACGAGAAACAGGUAGCAUCGUCCACCACCAACGAGCGUACCGAGGCCAUCACCUCUCCAACGUCAUCUGCCAGAGUUGAGCCUAGAAAUCUAGAGCUCACCUUCCAAGAAUCCCAGGAUCUGAGCUUCACUGGUGUCUUUGACAACCGAGGCUCGCCGCGUUUGACAACGGCCAGGCAGUUGUCCGGACCUCGAUUCGAGGAGCGGCUUCCAUCGUCCUUGCCGGAGGAGAGCGUCUCUCAGCAGGUGUUCUCCGCGCCGGAAAGUCAGAUCGCAGAUUCAUAUCCUCUCCCGAGGUUGAACAUUUACACUUCGCCCUCAAAGGUGCUGCAGCGUUAUGUGAGCCUUCAUACACCGGCGGCACCCACCGACAGCUCAAGCAAGCCCACCGACACUGAGCAAACCCCUUCUACAAACCACAACCCAAGGAGGUCACCGAGGGCACUAUUGUCUGACAGCUCUCCGAACAAGAAUACAUCGGCACUUGUUGAUGGUAUUGCGCAGAAGGUUGUGCCGGAGACUCCUUUGGCACGUGUGGUGCAAAAACGACUGGCCGAGGAUGUUCGCGAGGACGAACACUACCACCAUGACGUGACACAUAUCACAGGCAGUGACUUGAGCAACGACGCGCCCUCUAUAUAUGCUCCCAGAGCCGGUUCUGCUCCGCCAGCAAAGCGACUCAGGUCCUCCGCCGAAACUGCAACACCCAGACCGGGGAACCUGAUGCGCAGCGCAAGCGAGAGGGCCAGUGCCGCCAAAUCUUCACCGCCGGUGCCGACCCAUCACACUUCGCUCGAGCUAUACCCACCGUCACCAGCCGUGAGCAUCGACACACUGACUGCUGACGAUUGCAUCUCUCCAAAACUCGCAAAGCUGGCUCGAGAUGUGUCCUCACGCUACCAACCUACCAUGAAACGAGAGCUCGAACCUUUUGAGAGAGGGCACUGGCUGGUGGACUGCACGACUUGGACGCCACAUGUCCGUUUCGACGCGUGGAAUUUCAUUGGGGAAUAUUUUAAGAGUGGCUCGGCGGGCUGGGGCGUGUGGUGUCGACGAGACACGACUCACGACUGGAUCAAACUGUACUGCUGGGGAUGCGUCACGAAGCACAUGUAUCUCUUGUUAUACCUCGCGAGCGGUCGGGCAAUGAAGUACACGGGCGCCCAAUGGAAGGACGCAGAUGGGGAGGUGGCGAUACAGGCUCAGCCGAUGGCUGAAGGCCUCACGCAGGGAUAA